CAUCGCUAUUAAUUAAUUAACCUAUUCUGAAUCCCUAAUCGUUCGUUUAGUUUGCAGCCACAGCAGCAGCCAUGGUGUUCGUUGUGACACCGAACCACAGAACCCUAGCCUUAGACGUAGACCCUAACGCAACCACUCUCCAUCUUCUCAAGCUCGCGAUUCAUCAAAACUGCACCAUCCCUAUCUCACAGCAACGCUUGUUCCUUUCUCAGAGCCUUCGAUUACUCGGAGAUAACGAUUCCCUUCUCAUUUCCGACCUUGGUGUGGGACCCUACUCUACCCUAACCCUCCACGUCCCCUUUCACGGCGGAACUCAGCCACCGGCUGUUCCGAAGCCCCGAUUCGAUUUCCUCAACUCGAAACCGCCUCCCAAUUAUGUUGCUGGACUUGGACGUGGCGCAACCGGCUUCACCACGCGGUCCGAUAUCGGACCUGCCCGCGCCGCCCCUGACCUCCCUGACAGAUCCGCCACCACCAUCGGCGGCGCUGCCCCUGCUGCCGCCGGCAGGGGAAGAGGGAAGGGCGGCGAGGAUGAGGAAGAAGACGAAGGGGAAGAUAAAGGGUAUGAUGAGAAUCAGAAAUUCGAUGAGUUUGAAGGGAAUGAUGUUGGGUUGUUUGCCUCUGCGGAAUAUGAUGAGGAUGAUAAGGAGGCUGAUGCUGUUUGGGAAGCCAUUGAUAAGAGAAUGGAUUCGAGGAGGAAGGACAGAAGAGAGGCAAGGUUGAAGCAGGAGAUUGAGAAGUAUCGUGCCUCUAACCCCAAAAUCACUGAGCAAUUUGCUGAUUUGAAGCGUAAGUUGUUUACACUCUCUUCAGAUGAGUGGCAGAGCCUUGAGAAGUUUGAGAGUGGGGGUUAUUCAUCAAGGAAUAAGAAGAAGAGGUUUGAGAGUUUUGUCCCUGUUCCUGAUACACUUCUUGAGAAGGCAAGGCAGGAGCAAGAGCAUGUGACAGCAUUGGAUCCCAAGAGUAGGGCAGCGAAUGGGACUGAGACACCUUGGUCACAAACCCCGGUUACUGAUUUGACUGCUGUUGGUGAGGGUAGGGGUACUGUGUUGUCUUUGAAAUUGGAUAGGUUGUCGGAUUCAGUGUCCGGGAUGACGAAUGUGGAUCCAAAGGGGUAUUUGACUGUUCUUAAUAGUAUGAAAAUAACAAGCGAUGCUGAGAUUUCAGAUUUCAAGAAGGCUAGGUUGCUGCUCAAGAGUGUUACUCAGACAAAUCCUAAGCAUCCUCCCGGUUGGAUUGCGGCCGCUAGGUUGGAGGAGUUGGCUGGCAAGCUUCAAGUGGCUAGGCAAUUGAUAGAGAGGGGAUGUGAAGAGUGUCCCAAGAAUGAAGAUGUGUGGCUGGAGGCCUGUAGGCUGGCAAAUCCUGAGGAAGCCAAGGCUGUGAUAGCUCGUGGUGUCAAGUCCAUUCCCAACUCUGUGAAGUUGUGGCUGCAGGCUGCGAAAUUGGAACAUGAUGAUGCAAACAGGAGUAGGGUGUUGAGGAAAGGGUUGGAGAACAUUCCUGAUUCGGUUAGGCUGUGGAAGGCUGUCGUGGAGCUUGCUAAUGAAGAAGAUGCUAGGCUUUUACUUCAUAGAGCUGUUGAAUGUUGUCCCUUGCAUGUCGAAUUGUGGCUUGCUCUUGCGAGGUUGGAAACUUAUGAUAAUGCCAAGAAGGUUCUUAAUAGGGCAAGACAGAGGCUGCCCAAGGAGCCGGCCAUAUGGAUAACAGCUGCCAAGUUGGAAGAAGCUAAUGGGAAUACUUCCAUGGUUGGCAAGGUAAUUGAAAGGGGUAUUAGGGCUUUGCAGAGAGAAGGUUUGGUGAUUGAUAGAGAAGCUUGGAUGAAGGAAGCAGAGGCAGCAGAACGUGCUGGGUCGGUUGUAACUUGCCAAGCAAUAAUCCACAAUACAAUUGGAAUUGGAGUUGAAGAAGAGGAUAGGAAGAGGACAUGGGUUGCCGAUGCAGAGGAAUGCAAGAAGAGAGGUUCUAUUGAGACGGCCAGAGCUAUAUAUGCUCAUGCUUUGACUGUCUUCUUAACUAAGAAGAGCAUAUGGCUUAAAGCAGCACAACUUGAAAAGAGUCAUGGAACCAGGGAAUCUCUUGAUGCAUUACUUCGUAAAGCAGUUACCUACCGACCACAGGCUGAAGUUCUUUGGCUUAUGGGUGCCAAAGAGAAGUGGCUUGCUGGAGAUGUGCCUGCAGCACGUGCUAUUCUCCAAGAAGCUUAUGCUGCCAUUCCCAAUUCUGAGGAAAUAUGGCUUGCGGCUUUCAAGCUUGAAUUUGAAAACCAUGAACCUGAGAGAGCAAGGAUGUUAUUGGCUAAAGCCAGAGAGAAAGGAGGUACAGAAAGAGUCUGGAUGAAAUCAGCAAUUGUGGAGAGAGAACUGGGAAACAUUGAAGAGGAGAGGAGAUUGUUAAAUGAAGGGCUGAAGCAAUUCCCUUCAUUCUUUAAAUUGUGGUUGAUGCUCGGCCAGCUUGAGGAACAGCUUGCCGAGAAUGCGAAGCGGCUCAAUCAGCCCGAGAAUCGGCUUGAUCACAUGAAGGAAGCUAAGAAGGUCUAUGAAUCUGGACUGAAAAACUGUCCUAAUUGUGUACCACUUUGGCUCUCCCUUGCUAAUCUUGAAGAGGAGAUGAAUGGACUGAGUAAAGCUCGGGCAGUUCUGACAAUGGCUCGGAAAAAGAAUCCUCAAAACCCUGAACUCUGGCUAGCUGCUGUUAGAGCAGAAUUGAAGCAUGGAUAUAAGAAAGAAGCUGAUAUUUUGAUGGCAAAAGCAUUGCAGGAGUGUCCCAACAGUGGCAUUCUUUGGGCAGCAUCAAUUGAGAUGGUUCCUCGUCCCCAGCGUAAAACCAAGAGUAUGGAUGCCCUCAAGAAAUGUGACCAUGAUCCCCAUGUUAUCGCUGCAGUGGCCAAAUUAUUCUGGCAUGAUAGGAAGGUGGACAAAGCUAGGACUUGGCUGAAUAGGGCUGUGACACUAGCUCCUGACGUUGGGGAUUUCUGGGCAUUGUGCUACAAAUUUGAACUGCAACAUGGAACUGAAGAGAACCAGAAGGAUGUAUUGAAGAGAUGUGUUGCUGCUGAACCAAAACAUGGAGAGAAAUGGCAAGCAAUCUCAAAGGCAGUUGAGAACUCUCACCAACCAACGGAAUCCAUCUUGAAGAAAGUGGUGGUUGCACUUGGGAAGGAAGAGAAUGCAUCUGAGAAUAGUAAACAUUGAUUUACAAAGAUUGUAGCAUCUUUUAUGUUCUCGGGUAGUGUCACGAACAGUUAGUUUUGAAGAGAAAUUUGGAUCUUUAUGAAUAAUUGGAAUGGUUGUAUCUCAUGUAGAUUUUUGAACGAACUUAUAUAUUAGUUGUAUACUUUAUCCAUGUUCUCCUUUCCCUUAACACGUUUCUUUCGUCUGUAGCUUAUGUACUUUAUGGAUUA
Gastrolobium bilobum is the source of this 3400-nucleotide messenger RNA. RefSeq names its product protein STABILIZED1. The record is from RefSeq and is a predicted model, not a curated record. Gene Ontology annotation, cellular component: U4/U6 x U5 tri-snRNP complex; catalytic step 2 spliceosome. Gene Ontology annotation, molecular function: protein binding. Bases 72 to 3191 code for a protein of 1039 amino acids. The transcript has a single exon. Lineage: Eukaryota; Viridiplantae; Streptophyta; Magnoliopsida; Fabales; Fabaceae. Gene Ontology annotation, biological process: positive regulation of primary miRNA processing; mRNA splicing, via spliceosome; positive regulation of miRNA metabolic process.